UUUCAGGAUAUCUGUCGUUUUAUUAUCGUCGUCUGACAUUCUUGUUCCAGACUAGGGGCGAUCGUUGUAUAUUUAUCUCUAUGGCUAAUAAUUAUGCCGCAAACUUCAUCAUUCUCAUCACUGUUAUUUUUGUUUUCGCCUUUUUACCACUUACAAAAGUAGACGCCAAAGUUGAGUCAAGUGAUGAAGGAACAGUGAAGGAAAAUAUUGGAAGAACUAAGACGAGCUCGAAAACGGAUGAUGAAGUUGUUCAGAGGGAGGAGGAAGCAAUUAAACUGGAUGGUCUUUCUGUUGCAGAGAUGAAAGAAUUGAGAACUCGAGCCGAGAAACACAGCUUUCAGGCUGAAGUAAAUCGUAUGAUGAAACUGAUUAUUAACUCUUUGUAUAAAAACAAGGAGAUUUUCCUUCGUGAGUUGAUAUCAAAUGCUUCGGACGCAUUGGACAAAAUUCGGAUGUUAUCAUUGACAGAUCCAUUGGUUCUUUCUGCUACUGAUGAACUUUCAAUUCGGAUUAAGGCAGAUCCAGAAAAUCACAUGUUGCAUGUAACGGACACUGGCAUUGGAAUGACAAAAACAGAUUUGAUCAAUAAUUUGGGUACGAUUGCACGAUCAGGAACAUCAGAGUUCUUGUCAAAGCUGUUGGAUUCUUCCACAUCACUGGAACAACAACAGGACAUGAUUGGACAGUUCGGUGUCGGUUUCUACUCUUCCUAUCUUGUUGCAGAUCGUGUUGUCGUAACUUCAAAACACAAUGAUGAUGAUCAGUACAUCUGGGAAUCUGACAGUUCUUCAUUCACGGUUGCAAAAGAUCCUCGGGGUGCGACUCUUAAGCGUGGUACACAAGUUACAUUGCAUCUGAAGGAAGAAGCUUAUGACUUCCUAGAAGCCGAUACAUUGAAGAACUUAGUGGAAAAGUAUAGUCAGUUCAUCAAUUUUAACAUCUACUUGUGGCAGUCGAAGACGGAAACAGUUGAAGAACCCAUUGAUGAAACAGAAAAAAUAACUGACGAAAAGACUGAAGAUGGUGAUGGUAAGGUUGAGGAGGACAAAACGGAACCGAAAACCAAAAAGGUCGAAAAGACAACAUGGGAUUGGGAAAAAAUCAACAAUGUGAAGCCAAUAUGGAUGCGAAAGAAUGAUGAUGUUGAAAUGGAGGAAUACAAAGAAUUUUACAAGAGCAUCACUAAGGACCAAGAAAACCCUCUUGCAUAUGUACAUUUUACAGCUGAAGGGGAGGUCACCUUCAAAUCCAUUCUCUAUGUUCCUCGACAUAGUCCAUUCGAUAUGUUUCAGAAUUAUGGAAAGGGUACAGACAAUAUCAAACUGUAUGUACGUCGUGUUUUCAUCACCGAUGAUUUUCAUGAUAUGAUGCCGAAGUAUUUAUCUUUCAUCCGUGGAAUUGUAGAUUCGGAUGAUCUUCCACUGAAUGUUUCUCGUGAAACGCUUCAACAGCAUAAACUUUUGAAGGUUAUUAAGAAGAAGCUUGUAAGGAAAGUACUGGAUAUGCUCAAGAAGAUGGAACCUGGUGAUUUUGAACAUUUUUGGAAGGAAUACAGCACAAACAUCAAGCUAGGUAUCAUGGAAGAUCCCACAAACAGAACACGUCUUGCAAAGCUCUUGCGUUUCUAUUCUUCUCAUAAAAAAGACGAGAUGAUUUCACUUGCUGAGUACGUGAGCCGAAUGAAGGAUAAACAAGAAAUGAUCUUUUAUGUAGCUGGAAGUUCACGAGAAGAGGUGGAAUCUUCGCCUUUUGUUGAACGUUUGCUGAAGAAAGGAUAUGAGGUAUUAUAUUUGGUGGAGGCUGUUGACGAAUAUGCUAUUCAAUCGAUGCCGGAAUUCGACGGAAAGAAAUUCCAGAAUGCUGCCAAGGAAGGAUUGAAAAUUGAUGAUGGUGAAAAGAAUAAGGAAAUGCAAGAGCAGCUAGAAAAGGAAUAUGAGCCAUUGACGGAUUGGCUCAAAAACGUGGCUCUGAAGGAUAAGAUUGAGAAAGCACUCGUUUCGCAACGUUUGGUACAAUCACCAUGUGCGCUUGUCGCAUCUUCUUACGGUUGGUCAGGCAACAUGGAACGGAUCAUGAAAUCUCAAGCGCAUUCGAAAUCUUAUGACCCAACUCAGGAAUUUUACGCAAAUCAGAAGAAAACAUUCGAAAUCAAUCCACGCCAUCCUGUUAUCAAGGAACUAUUACGUCGUGUGCAAUCUGGAGAAAGUAACGAGAAAGCAACUGAUACAGCUUUGCUGCUGUUUGAAACGGCUACAUUACGGUCUGGUUUCACUCUGAAUGAUCAAAUUGGAUUUGCUGAACGAGUUGAGCAGAUUCUUCGUCGAACGAUAAACGUAUCACCGGAUGAACCAGUGGAAGAAGAACCUGAAAUUGAGGAAGAGGGUGAAAACAAAGAGUCUGUCGAGGGAAAAGAUGAGGCGAAGCAUUCAGAACUAUGAAUUUUAUGUUCUUAUCAUUUUAUGUGCAAAGUUGUUGAUUAUGGGUGAAGCGAGACUUACUGGUUAAGUUUAAACAACCACCACAACUAAAAUUAUUUUCUGUAAAAACUGUCCCAAAACUUCAAGCAGUCUAAAGUUUAGUAUGUGAUGUACGCUGAUUUGGCAACUACCUCUAUAAGUUUUCGAAAAUUUCGAUCGUGUUCGUUCGAAAUGUUGUGUUUGUUGGCUUUAUAUUUUUUUAACAUUUAUUUUACAUUAAUUUUGUUUUAAAUAAUCAUUUAUAGAUAAGGAUACUUAAUUUCGAACAUAAACUUAGUUGAGAUCACACUGUCACCACCAUUUAAACCAUCAGUAUCACUAGUUUCGGUUGUAACGUUCAAAGCUUGACAUCAUUAUUGUUGCUGCCUUUCGAUGAUCUAGCAAGUGUUAAUUUAUUGUUGUCUUCCCUUAAUAUCUGUUGUUUCAAAUUUAGUUCCUC
Molecule: messenger RNA, 2916 nt
Organism: Loa loa (African eye worm)
Lineage: Eukaryota; Metazoa; Nematoda; Chromadorea; Rhabditida; Onchocercidae
Product: endoplasmin
Exons: 15
Coding region: 81-2438 (785 amino acids)
Biological process (GO): protein folding
Molecular function (GO): ATP binding; ATP-dependent protein folding chaperone; ATP hydrolysis activity
Source: RefSeq, a predicted model, not a curated record